UGUGAUUUCUUUAAAUUGACCAUAAGUGACCUCUGGUUGCCCUUUAUCCUUGCGUGUUUAUAUGCUUACCCACGUCGGCUGAGGCUUAUUUUCGGGUGGUAGGCCUAGUGUCAAAAGAUAAUGAACCUUUAUACUAGGUGGUGCAAAGGGGUUCUGGAGACGUGACAUCAGGGCCUACUCGACGGUCGCUCGGAAAAGGCUUGGGCCUGUCUAGCAGACAGCAUUUUGUGCACAAUAUUAUGUUGUCGUUUUGACUCGCCGACCCGAAAGCCACCAAAACAUAACAUUCUUCCAAGAUGGAGUACAGUUUAUGGAAUAUGCAUGGGCCAACACUCUGGCCAUCCUCCAGCUCAGUCAGCCGCACACUUUACACCACCGUUCAUGGAGAAACAAUAGAGGAGAUUCAAGGAGACCUGCCAAUUGUGACUUCAGAAGAAAUACAAGCUAGCGAUUUGCAAGUUGGCAUUGGCUCUGAAAUUAUUACAGGAGAUAUUCAUAGUGAUUUAACCACUGAUGUGCAAGAAGUCGUUGCCAAUAGCAUUCACCUCCAUGAUGGAGUUUCAGGAACUCUUGGCAUACAAGAUGACAUUACCACAGGCAUUCAAGUCUGUGGCAAUCAGCCAGGAUUUGUGGCUAUGAAACCAGAACCAGAGACAGAUGAGCAGGUUAGUUUGUUGGUGAGCCAUCCAUCUCUUGGCUUGGAUCCUACUUUGGGGUCGGAACCAACUAGUAUUGUUCUCAAAGUCGAAACAACUCCUCAAAAAAGGAUUAAAAUUCAGCGGCCUCGAAGGGCCUUGGCUAUUUCAGCAAGAGAUCUUCAUGAUCCUGUUGAUAUUAAUUUGUCUGGCACCAUUCUUCCACCAGUGGAUAAUUUGUGGAACAACAGCAUUGUUGGUGCAAAUGUGAGUGUGAAGACAGAAAGUGAUAUCUCAUACAUAGAUGAUACCGAUAAAGUUCUUACAACUGUGGGAGCUCCAUCUUUGUAUGAGCCAAUGGUUGGACGGUUGCCUGUAAAGCAACUUGAGCCCCUGUCUGAUGAAUCUGAAGAAGAGGACGAAGAAAGUAUGAACCAGGGCGAAGACACACUUCAUUCCUCCUACAAUCAACAAAAUCUUUUGCCAAGAAUGAGCUUGAAUACUGCCGGAAAGGUGGGAUAUGAAUGUGGUGAAUGCGGGUUUAUGGCAGACACCAGGCCUGGCCUCAAAAGGCACAUUACUGUGAUGCAUCCUGCUCCUGCACCGGAUGCCAACUUAGCUCAUGCAUUGAUGCGUAAACUCUCACAGUCUGCCAGUUGUCCUGUUACAUCUUGUCGAUAUCGCGCUGGUGAUCGUGAUGAGAUGGAGGCUCAUGUAGCUAGGCAUGUGGCAGAAGGAAGUGGAACAGCAACUCCUAAAAAGAAAUCAGUUCCUUCAAACCUUCAGAGAGUGAGGUAUGAGCGGGAAGAAUACCGCUGUCAAAUGUGUUCCUAUGCUUGUACCAUUGAGAAAGCAUUCUAUAAACAUUUGAAGAUUCACUCAACUGGCACCUCUCCUUUGCCACCUGCGGGAUCAAAAUUAUCUUGUGUUAUUUGUGGUAAAGAUCGACCCUCAGAAGCAGAUAUGAACAAACACAUGCGAAAGCAUAGAGAUGAUAGAUACUUCUGCUGUGACAUUUGUGUUUUUCGUACUGUUCAGCUCAAAAAGCUUAUUCAGCACCGGCGAAUGCACACAGGGGAAAAGCCCCACCUUUGCCCUCACUGUCCAUAUCGAUCAGCUCGGAGAGAUAAUUUGAGGUCUCAUGUACGGCGUGUCCACAAGAAAGAGAAUUUGUUUUGUGACACAUUUUCGCCUAGAGGCCUUGUGCCUGGUGCAUCAGCUACCAGUCCAACCUCCAGUCAAGAUUAAAUUUGUGUAUUUUGCUAAGCAUAUGUUAGUCUCCCAACUGUUUGUCUAGUGCAUUGUGCAGUUUAUUUUGCUAACUAGAUACCUAGAGUUUUAUUUUCAGAACCUCUUUAUUAACAUGACUCAGCAACUAUUAAUUAAUGCUUUUGCAAAUUGGUGUGGAAGAAGAUAUUGUGGCCUUGGAAUCCUUAUUAUUGCUGUCAGACCAUUUUGAAAAGUGACAAUCCAAUAGGAAUUGUGCAAUUGUUCACUCCUGUUCGUUGUUUUUGAACUGUAUUUAUUUUGUUUACAAGUUCUGUUGUAAUGUUUAGAUUGGUAUAAAAUCCAAGAUGUUUAUUAUUAUUAUUUUUUUUUUUUUGUUAUCAAUUUGAAAAGUUACUCUUGUUGUUGAAAUUCAAUUUUCGUUAUUGAUGUUUAAUUAAUUCUUGAUAUGUAUAUCUCUGUUAAAAUUCAAAUUUUGCAAUACCUCAAAGUUAUCCAGAUUGAAUGAACUUUGUGAAAUGUAACUCAAAAUGUGUUGUUGUGAACAGAAGCAUGAGAGGUGCUCAGUGGUGUGUUAAAUCUGGAGGGAAAGAGUGAACCAGCGUAUGUGCUCUUUCAUUUUUUGUGUGUUUGGUGUUAUUUCAAAUAAGUAGAAACAAGCUGUACCUUUGUAGUGGAAUGAAGCAUUCGGGUCCCCUGAUUAACUUAUAGAAAUUUAGUGUAAGUAAGGGGUGUGUUCUUCAAGUAAGUUAGGCCCCUUGAGCAAGACAAGUUCUAUAAAUAUUAGAGUAUUAUAUUGCAUGAGUAUUGUCCGGGACUAACCAUUUAAUUAUGGCAUAGUUGUCUUAUGUUUCAUGAGAUGAAAAAACUUGUGACUAAUUGCUUUCUGUUGCCAUUGUACUGUAUGUGUACCUGAAGUAGCUUUUAGUGCCAACCUCCCCCUUAAUUUUCAGAGUAGUCAAGUGGGGUCUUUUUAUUGUAUCUUCUUACAGGUCUGUGAUCUGGCAAUGCAGUCUCUUUCUACAGGUCAUUCAUUUGGCAUUUACUAGCUUUCCUUUUCUUCUUAGACAGUGCUCACCUCACAGUUAGUUGAAAUUUAUCCUUUCUCUGCUUGAAGUAGUUGUAUAAGCGUGGUAGAGAUCUUCUUGUUCAGGCUAAUCAUACAAACUUUACUAAGUGUGUGUUUUUAUAAUCUUGCAAUCCCUUUGCAGACCCACUUCUUAGAUUCUUGAAAUAUCUUCAAAUUUUAUUACAAGUGUGUCAGUUUGCCUGUCUAAAAGAUAGGCUGUUAAUAAUUAAAUUUUCCCCCUUGAAUCCCAAGUAUUUCGAAUUUGGUUUUCAAUUUUAAUUGAGAGAAGUCAUAAGCGAAGGGAAGGUUGCACAGACACAUGCUGGUUACUACUUAAUUCCGUCAGUUAUUGUUUUAUUCCCUGCAUUUACCGUCAUAUCAAAAAUAAAUCUGGAAGAGAAUGCUGCUUUUAUCAGGGUUGGUCACGGAUACCCUAAAUCAAUAAUUUUGGAGGAGAAACGGAAAAAAUAUUAUUUUUGUGAAUGAGUAGGCACUAAGGUGUCCCUGCGAUGAAUACAUUGUUGGUUACAUAUCAGGCAAACAUGAGAAUUAUUUCUUCACAUGAGUAAUGUUUCUGCCUAUUGUUAAAGAGGGUAUUUUUGUACUGUUUGAUUUAGUUCAAACGUGGGUAUGUGAGAAGGUUGGAAAGUUUUAUUUUCAGACAUUAUUACUCCAAUACAUAGAAAUAUUUGUUUAUUGUGGAUUAUUAAUAUUAGGCAGGAAGUGUCUGUACCCCAUGUCAUUAUUUUUUUUAAAUUAAAAUUUUGAGUGAACCCAAGAGUUAUGACAACCUGCUUGAUUGAUUCAUAAGUCAUAAGGUCCUUUGACCAUUACAAUACAUUUGAUUGAUAUGUGAUAUGAUAUGUAUGUUUAUACUUUAUUUUUUGAAAGUGCGAUUGAGUAGAUUUAUUCUUGAGGAAUUACUGAGGAUGUAAUGAUCUGGGCUGCACGCGUUGGGUUUGAUAUCAAAUUCUCAAAUUCUUGUGCCAGUUUCUUGUGCAUAAUCUCGCGUAUAUGAUUGUAAUGAAGGAGCAGGAAGGUCAAACCAUUGUUGCUUUUCUCAAUCAUUCAUUAUGCGAAGCUUUGUGGACUCUCCAAACUAUAUUAUACCAAAGCUAAGCAAGGGUAGACAUUGUUAUUAUCUACAUUUUAUUUUGUUAUUGCAUGCAUUGUGAUAAAUGAUGUUACAUGUAUGAUCGAGUGAGACUGCUGGAGAAGGGUUUGUAUCCUAUGAGUUGAGUGAGAUGGCACUAACCAGUUUGAGAUUGCUCAUGUAGGCCUUGAACCACACAGUAGGGCAGUAGGAAACAAUGAGUUUUGUAAGGAAGGGGUUGCUUUGUGUAAAUAUUCUAUAAGCAGAGGCAAAAGUUUCCAUUGGUCCUGUGUCUUUUAUGUGGCUGUGAGGAAACAGGAAAAUUCUCAUUUUUAUUAAGGGUUACUUUUAAUGUUUUGUGCAGGUGAUUUUAAUUUUCACUAUUAAUAAUGUUUGAUGUUUGGAAGAAACUAUGGUGUUUUGGGAUUUCAUAAUACCUCUUUGUCUUUGUGUAUCAUAAGUUGAUGUGUGCAUUACCCAAUCUUCCCCAUAAUUUCCUUUCACUCUCCUCUCAGUUUAGCAAAAUCAUUGUAUCAAAAAUUGUGCCAUAUUCCUUUUCUAUCCACAAGCAUAAUUUAUAUAAGGGUGCUAUCGCCAUAGAAGACAACCAGAUGAAUGUUUUAAGCAUGAUCUGUGUUAGAUUCUGAAUACAUGUGAUUUUGAUGUGAUUGUAUGAUAGUUUUGUGAGGGGUGCGCUGGUUGUUUAUGGUUGGAAGUUUUUUUUUCUUAUCACGAUCUGUCAUACCUGUGAGUGGACAGGGCAGGAUUAACUCCAUAGUUGACAAUGCAACAUUCGUGGCACAGCUUUCAAUAGAUUUUUAUUAAAAUGUUGGUCAAAUGCU
Messenger RNA from Thrips palmi, 4866 nucleotides. RefSeq names its product zinc finger protein 771-like. NCBI's taxonomy places the organism in Eukaryota, Metazoa, Arthropoda, Insecta, Thysanoptera, Thripidae. Bases 297 to 1883 code for a protein of 528 amino acids. The record is from RefSeq and is a predicted model, not a curated record. The transcript is spliced from 9 exons.